CUUUAUUGUUAUAUUAAUCCAUUUAACGAUUAGCAAUGUCUGAACAUGAACAUUCACAUGGAAUGGGACAUAGUCAUAAUUUGGACCCAUCCUUCUUUAUAGAAAGUGCUGCAACAAAUGAACCUAUUGGUCUUAUCAUGACGAUGCAUAUUACUUUCAUGGUUAUAGCUUUUGGUAUAUUAUACCCUUUAGGUAUGGUGUUAGGUUUAGCUAAAAAUAGAUGGCAUGUUCCUCUACAAAUACUAGCAACGGCUGUAUUUAUCGUGGGUGUAUUUCUAGCCCAUGCACAUAACGGUAGAAACUAUGAACCUCAUAUCGCGCAUAGAUGGUUUGCAAACAUUGUCAUUUGGACAAUUAUAUCACAAUUUAGUUUAGGCGUUUAUCUUAAAUUACAUUUAGAAAGAGGUAUACAUGGUAAAAUAAGACCUAUACUUGCCAAACUUCACAAGUGGAUGGGUGCUUCUAUUCCAGUGAUUGGAUACAUUCAAAUCGUAUUAGGUGUCAUUGCUUCACUUGGCUUCUGUUAUGGAGAUCAUACUGGACAGUGCUUGGCUCAUUUCAUCAUGGGCUCCUCCUUUGCGGCUUAUGGUAUUCUAUUAUUAUUAUCUUUACGUGUAGGGGGUCCAUGGCUGUUAAGAAAUGGGAAAAGUCAAGAAUGGUAUGAUAGUUGGGUUAUUACACUUUGGGGAAUUGUAAAUACAUUUACUGAGCAUAGAUGGGGACAACCUUGGAAUCAUGGUGAUUAUCAACAUACUUCAAUGGGCAUUAUUUGGUGGGCAGCAGGCACAGCAGGUAUUGUUUUAAGUAGAAAAGGGAAGAGAACGGUUAUUCCUUCUGUUUUGAUGAUCUUGACUGCGGUUGCCUUUCAAGGACAUGCACAACAUGUUCCUAAUAGUGGUGCUAUUCAUUCUUAUUUCGGUUAUAUGUUGGCUGCAGGUGGCUUAAGUCGAAUUAUCGAAAUUUGUUUUGUUUGGAAAGAAGGAGUAUUUGAAAUCUCUCCAUGGCAAUACAUUCCACCUCUUACAUUGAUUUUAGCAGGAUUGUUAUUUAUGGGAUCUACAGAAGAGCAACUUGGAUUGCUUGAUGCGGUCGGUAUUGAUGUGAGUUCUUAUAGUAAUGCUCUAUUAUCUUUUGGCUUUGUUCUAUUCGUAUUUGCCUUUUGCUUGAUCUAUCUUUGGGAAACUUUGACGAAUUAUCCUAAAAAAAAUAAUGACUAUGCUAAAGUAGCAACAACAGCAGCAGAAGAAGAAGAAAGAAGAAGUUUAAACUCUGCUUCUGCAUUCUUGGAUGAAGAAGAAGUAUUUGAUGAAGAUUAUAAUUCUCAACAAGAUGCUGUUGAGCUCAAAGUUACAACUCGUAGAUAGUUGUAUGAUGAUGUAUCUAUAUAUUACCUACCUGUAUAAAUAAAAAGUAUUUUUUUUUAUGAUAUCUUAU
Messenger RNA from Cokeromyces recurvatus, 1434 nucleotides. RefSeq lists its product as uncharacterized. Lineage: Eukaryota; Fungi; Mucoromycota; Mucoromycetes; Mucorales; Mucoraceae. The transcript has 6 exons. The record is from RefSeq and is a predicted model, not a curated record. The coding region runs from base 36 to 1364 and encodes 442 amino acids.